Molecule: messenger RNA, 2392 nt
Organism: Lolium perenne
Lineage: Eukaryota; Viridiplantae; Streptophyta; Magnoliopsida; Poales; Poaceae
Product: serrate RNA effector molecule
Biological process (GO): primary miRNA processing; mRNA processing
Cellular component (GO): nuclear body
Source: RefSeq, a predicted model, not a curated record
CUCUCCCUCACCUGCUCCGCUUCCAUUUACUUCCUCUCCUCCUUCCCCACGCAUUCUUCUCCUCCAUCUCCGUACGAACCAACCCUGGUCACGUUGCAAUGGCGGGCCGCGCGUGCUCUCCCAGAGACCUGCUGCCGGACCGCGCGCCGCCCGACCACCGUCACGCGGGGCGCGGACGACGACGCGGGGAGGCGCUACCCCCGCCCCCGCCGCCCGGCUCGCGCGUCGCCUUCCUCGACCGCUGGGAGGGCGGCGCGGACGCGGACGCGGACGCGCUCCCUCCCCCACCCCCGCUCGGCUACUCCCGCCUCUUCGUCGACCCGCCGCGCGGCUCCAGCCCCGGAGCCGACACCCAGGGCACGCGCGUGAACGUGCCGCUCCCGCCCGCUCCCCCGCCCGUCACGCUCCGCCCCGAGCGCGUCGUCUACCGCCUGGAGUCCGACUCUUCGCCGCGCUCCGGCUCCGGGAGGAGCAGCAGGGCCUCCAGCCCCAGCGCCAGCGCCACCCUGUGGUCGCCACCGCCCUCGCCGUUCAACAAGCGGCGCCGCUCCCCGCCGCCACGCUCGCCGUCUCCCGGCCCGCCGAAGCGCCUGCGCAGGUACUGGCACGCUGGAGGCCGCGUCGAGUUCACCGGGCAUCGCCCCUCAGAUGGGCCUGCUUCCAGUAAUGGUCAAGAUAUAACCCAAAGUAAAGGAUUAAUGACGUACAAACACUUUAUCCAAGCUCUUGAAGAUGAUGUUUCACCACAUGAAGCUGGCAGAAGGUACCAAGAAUACAAGACAGCAUACAUUACUACACAGAAACGUGCCUAUUUUGAUCUCCAUAAGGAUGAAACUUGGUUGAAAGAGAAGUAUCACCCGACAAACUUGUUAUCUGUUAUUGAAAGGAGGAAUGAGUUUUGUAAGGCUGCAGCGAAGAAUUUUAUUAUUGAUUUGCGAAGUGGAACUUUGGACAUUGGUCCUGAAAUGACUGCUGGUGGAGCAAGCAAAUCAGGAAAUGACAACGAUGGAAGCUAUGGGAAUGCUGAAGAUUAUGGUAACAAGAGAAGAAAGAAGGGAAGAGGUCACCUAAAAGUAGGGCCACUUUCAACUGCUCCAAAAGCUCAUCCGGUCAGUUCAAAGUAUCGACGAAUUCAAACUGACAUAGAUCAAACUCUAGCUUUAGUGCAAAAGCUUGACGCGGAGAAGGGUAUUGUUGGAAACAUUCUGUCAAGUGGUGGUGAUCAUGGCAAGGCAGAUCUUGACAGAUCAAAUGUUGGAUCCACAGGGCCUAUAGUUAUUGUCCAUGGCUUAACUACUGUCAAGGGCCUUGAUGGUGUUGAGCUCCUUGACACUCUCCUCACUUACUUAUGGCGUAUCCAUGGCGUUGAUUACUAUGGCAUGUCUGAAAGGGAAGAUGCAAACGGUUUUCGUCAUGUGAGGGCUGACAAAAAAACUGCCAGUGCAUUUGACAUUAGUGCUGCUGAUUGGGAGAAACAACUUGAUUCAUUCUGGCACGAAAGACUGGUGAAUGGCGAUGAUCCUCUAGUUGUAUUGACUGCCAAUGACAAAAUUUAUGCAGCAACUCUUGAAACUCUGGAACUUCAUGUGAAGAAAAUUAUGGAUGAGAAUCGUGGCUGUAAGUAUGGGUGUGGAGCCAAGGGGUGUGGAAAAGUUUUCCAUGCUCCUGAGUUUGUUCAAAAGCAUCUAAAACUCAAGCACCCUGACUUGGUCUCUGUGUUGACUUCGGGAGUUCAAGAUGAUAUCUACUGCCAAAAUUACAUGAAUGAUCCAAAUGCCCCAGGUGGAGUACCAGUUAUGCAGCAACCUGAACAAUUAUAUGUGCAGGAGAGCAACAGAAUGAGACGAAUGCCUGAUGAGCAGAUAGUAGGCGCUAUUGACGUACAGGGUUCAGAUGCCCCAUUUGUCCCUGAAUUCUCCUCUUCACCACUACUAAUCCCUGUGUGUGGUGCUGGCCCAUUUGGUCCAUUUGUUCCUGUACGACGAGAUAUGGCCAUUCAAAUGAUGCGAGAGCAAAGACCUCCAAGACCAAAUGGUGCUCGGGGUAGGAAGGAAUGUUUGAUGCCGGUACCAAUGAUGCCCAUGUAUCCGUAUUUCCCGCGCAACCCUCGUGUUUUUCGAAGUUACGAAGAUCUUGAUGCUCCUGGGGAAGAAGUCACUCCCAUUGACUACAGAAGCAUGUAGGGCAUCUCCUGCUAUCCACUCUAAUCUACUGAGGACCCAUAUAGCUAAUGUGCCCCAGGAAGCAUGAAAAACUGACACGAAAGCAAGUUACUUGCUGUUCCUGUGGCAACGGUGACGGCAGACAGGGAAUAGAUUUCUUUGUGGUUCUGACUGACAUAUGAUGCCUCGUCAUUCUGUUGGUCUUAAUUAUGUCCUUUCCACUGCAACUA